AUGAGCACAGAGGUGGAUGUCGAUGUGCCUAUGCAGGAUGCAGAGCAGAGCGAUUUGGAUUUGGAGUUGGAGUUAGAGGACGAGUUGAUGAAGCCGGGGUCCUCCGGCAUUGCUGACCACAAGUCUGCGGAGCCCGUCAAGUUGACAACGACCUCCAUCGGGCAGUUGGAUGCGUGGAUUGAGAAACUGGUGAAAUGCGAGGUGCUGUCGGAGGACGAGGUUGCGAGGCUGUGCAAGAUGGCUGUCGACGUGCUGCAGUUCGAGGAGAACGUCCAGCCUGUCAAUGUGCCGGUCACCAUCUGCGGUGAUGUACACGGCCAGUUCCACGACCUGAUCGAGCUGUUCAAGAUCGGUGGUCCCUGUCCAGAUACUAACUAUCUGUUCAUGGGGGACUACGUCGACAGAGGUUAUUACUCCGUCGAGACCGUCUCGUACCUGGUGGCGAUGAAAGUUAGAUACCCAAGCAGAAUCACCAUACUGAGAGGCAAUCACGAGUCGAGACAGAUCACGCAAGUCUACGGGUUCUACGACGAAUGUUUGAGGAAGUACGGGAGUGCGUCCGUGUGGAAGAUGUUCACCGACUUGUUCGAUUACUUCCCCAUUACUGCAUUGGUCGACAAUCAAAUAUUCUGUCUGCAUGGUGGUUUGUCUCCAAUGAUCGAGACCGUCGACCAGGUCAGAGAUCUCAAUAGAAUACAAGAAGUCCCUCACGAAGGCCCUAUGUGCGACCUGUUGUGGAGUGACCCUGAUGACCGCGGCGGAUGGGGUAUCAGUCCAAGAGGUGCAGGUUUCACCUUUGGCCAAGAUAUCAGUGAGCAGUUCAACCACACAAACAACCUGUCCUUGAUCGCAAGAGCACACCAACUGGUAAUGGAAGGCUUUUCUUGGUCCCACCAGCAAAACGUCAUCACCAUUUUCAGUGCUCCCAAUUACUGCUACAGAUGCGGUAACCAAGCAGCUAUCAUGGAAGUGGAUGAGAAUCACAACAGACAAUUACUGCAAUAUGAUCCAUCAAUCAGACCCGGCGAACCAACUGUAACAAGAAAGACCCCAGAUUACUUCUUAUAG
This is a messenger RNA of Tetrapisispora phaffii CBS 4417, 1068 nucleotides long. Its product is annotated as serine/threonine-protein phosphatase. NCBI's taxonomy places the organism in Eukaryota, Fungi, Ascomycota, Saccharomycetes, Saccharomycetales, Saccharomycetaceae. The coding region runs from base 1 to 1068 and encodes 355 amino acids. The record is from RefSeq and is a predicted model, not a curated record. Gene Ontology annotation, biological process: mitotic cell cycle; peptidyl-serine dephosphorylation. The transcript has a single exon. Gene Ontology annotation, cellular component: cytosol. Gene Ontology annotation, molecular function: protein serine/threonine phosphatase activity.